This is a messenger RNA of Uranotaenia lowii, 2201 nucleotides long. RefSeq names its product protein Cep78 homolog. NCBI's taxonomy places the organism in Eukaryota, Metazoa, Arthropoda, Insecta, Diptera, Culicidae. The record is from RefSeq and is a predicted model, not a curated record. The transcript is spliced from 4 exons. Bases 163 to 2109 code for a protein of 648 amino acids. Gene Ontology annotation, molecular function: protein binding. Gene Ontology annotation, cellular component: centrosome.
GUAACCUAAUUUUUAAUGUCUCAGACUUUUCACAUUCCAGAUUAUCGCUCAUCGAACAUUCUUCCUCAGAAUCCGAAACGUUCAAUACUUUCAUAAUAACUUAAUCUGGAACAAAAAAACGCGUAAAAUUUCUUAUAUUAUAGGUUUUUUCCUAGAAAGAUAAUGAUCCCUCAAAAACCUUCACCCGAGGAUGCAGAGACAGAAUCAGCGGCUAUCGGCCGGAAGCGAUCGAAUGCUCGCAAUAAAGAUUUCCACCGACAUUACUUGGCUUUGUGUCGAGCAAGAAAUUUUCAGCCUCUAGCUGAAUUAACUUCCGGAGGCAAGCGCAAAUCUAGUAAGAAUCUGCUAGGUAUUGAUUUCUUCGGGGAUCGAUUCAAGGAAACCGAUUGGCAGUUGAUCUCCGAUGCCUUGGUCCAGGACACUUCACUAGAACUGGUAGCAAUCCGACUGAGAAAGGUGAUCUGCGAUGUUCUUGAAAAUGGAUCACAGCGAGCUUCGGACUCGGUUGUAGACCGGCCAAGUCUGUUAACUAAACGGCUGUUCACUCGACUUAUGGAAGCAUUAGCGCAUUUUUUGUCCCAGAACCAAAAGGUGCGGGUGUUUAUGUUAGAGGCCCUGCCCAUCCAAGGGAUUUUUAUGGCAACCUUGAUAAAUGGUCUUCAGCAAAAUUAUUCCAUUACCGAGCUGAGCCUAGCUCGGAGUGCAAUACGAGAUGGCGGGUGUGAAGCCAUUUGUGCCGCUGUUAUGCAUUUACCAAAGAUCGAAACUUUAAAUCUUUCUGGUUGCCAGCUUACACCACGUGGCUGCCUUGCGGUGGCAGAGUUGGUAAAAUAUCAGAAAAUUCAACGUUUUGCCGAAAGCUGGCAAUGUUCGUUGCGAUACCGAAGUAUUGAUACAAGCAAAAUGCAAGGCUUGCGGUACCUGCUGCUAAAUUCCAAUCCGUGCAUUGGAGACGAUGGUUUACAGGAAAUUACUGAGGUGUUGAAGGACGACGAGUGGAUCCGGCAAGUGCAUUUUCGAAACUGCGGAUUAACGGAUAAAGGCGCCAAAUUUUUGGUAGAUUGUUUGAACAUCAAUAAAACUAUUGAAAAAUUUGAUAUCAGAACGAACGCGGGAAUUUCAAAGGAGGCAUGUCGCGAAAUUUUGGUCAAGCUGGGUGUUGAAGUCGAGUCAUCCGACAGUAGCCAGUCUCUGAAAGAUAGCCUAAUUGAAGGGGCUCCACGAAUGAAACCUUCGGAACAGAUAAAGUAUCUCCAACAACAGUUGAAUGCUGAACGACUUCGAUGUACUCAGCUUCAAAUGAUGGUGGAACAGAUGCAUUUGCAACAAACUGAAUGUUUGGUUCAACUUAAUCAAAUGAAGCAGGAAUUCAAUCUCGUUGUUACUGAGCGAGAUACUUUGCUGAAAUUCAUGCAGCGAAUGGAUAAACCUCGACCGAAAAGCAGAAAGUCAACUAUCCGUAAAAGCAAGAGCGAAGCUCUACCCUCGGCGUUAUUCAGUCGAUCGAUGAAUAUGAGACCGAAUAGCGGAAGUAGUCGAAACAACGGAUCAAAAUCUGAAAUGACGCUCCGAUGGAUUAAAAAUCGUCAGCAAACAGGACUGACAAAAAAGAACACCGGUAGCAUGAAACAUUUCAAUAUAAUUGAACGGGCUAUCGGAGAUGGUAGUUUGAAUCCAGCGCAACUGGAUGAUAUUGCAGAAUUAAAUGAAGAGCUGAACUCAGUACACCAUAAGAAGAUCAACGAAGAAGGAUUCGGUGAUGUUGGAAUGGUUAAAAAAGUAUCUUUGCAGCGAAGGGAAGUCAAUGUCACUCAAAUAACGGAUGGGAAAGAUGAUACGAGUGUAGAACAUUUCUUCCACAGCAUAGACAAAUCAACGCAUGAUUUUUCACCUGAGAAUCGCAGUGAAGAUGAAAAACUCAGCGAUUGUUUGAGCUUAUCUUCAAGCUGCGAUGAAGAAAGGUCUGAUGAAGACAUUGAAGCUGACGAGAGCGUUAACUCAAUAUCUGGAGCUGACCUGUUACAGAUGAUUGUAAAGAAAAGGUUAGUGGAACAAUCCAAUGAUGCACAAUCGUUAUUCAUGAGUGCGUAUAGUGGUAACGAGUGUUAGAUGGUGUAGGCUCGAAGGCUUUUCUUAUAUUUUUAAGGUCAUUUUAGAACUUUUCGGAGCAAACGUACAAUAAAUUUCGAAUAAAUCAAAAA